Molecule: messenger RNA, 315 nt
Organism: Lichtheimia ornata
Lineage: Eukaryota; Fungi; Mucoromycota; Mucoromycetes; Mucorales; Lichtheimiaceae
Exons: 3
Coding region: 1-315 (104 amino acids)
Source: RefSeq, a predicted model, not a curated record
AUGGAAAGCAAUGCACCUGCACGCUUUAUAGCCUGCAACAAUCAACACUGCAGCAAGAAAUUCAAGUUUAUUGAUUUUGCUACUGUACAUACAGUGGUUGACGGCCCUGAUCCCCGAGACCAUUUCGCCAAUGAGCGCAAUUUGCUAACAUGGGUACGAGUGGGCAUGGUGAUGUGCCUCAUUGGGUUCAUGACAUUAUUGGAUUUAAGGACACAAGUCUUUGCACCUGCUCAAUCCCUACCAUGGGCAGGUGAUACUCAACAACCUUUACGAAUUCAAGUGGUGGCGUACAUCUUUAUCAAUUCUACAUCGUAA